AGGCCGCCACCGCACGCCCUCCUGGUGUCGAUUCCGCGGUGGAGGUGACCUGACUCCUUGCAGCUCGUUUUGCAGGUGCAGGAAUUGUCCGCGCAGUUUUCAAUCAUGUCUGAACCAAUUAGAGUCCUUGUGACUGGAGCAGCUGGUCAAAUUGCUUAUUCACUGUUGUACAGUAUUGGAAAUGGAUCUGUCUUUGGUAAAGACCAGCCUAUCAUUCUUGUGCUGCUGGAUGUCACUCCCAUGAUGAGUGUUCUCAAUGGUGUCCUAAUGGAACUGCAAGACUGUGCCCUUCCCCUCCUGAAAGAUGUCAUUGCAACUGAUGAAGAAGAGGUUGCCUUCAAAGACCUGGAUGUUGCUGUUCUUGUGGGCUCCAUGCCAAGAAGGGAAGGCAUGGAGAGGAAAGAUUUACUGAAAGCAAAUGUGAAAAUCUUCAAAAGCCAGGGUGCAGCCUUGGAGAAAUAUGCUAAGAAGUCAGUUAAGGUCAUCGUUGUGGGAAACCCAGCAAAUACCAAUUGCCUGACUGCCGCUAAGUCAGCUCCAUCCAUCCCCAAGGAGAACUUCAGUUGCUUAACUCGUUUGGAUCAUAACCGAGCUAAAUCUCAAAUUGCUCUUAAACUUGGUGUAACUGCUGAUGAUGUAAAGAAUGUCAUUAUCUGGGGAAACCAUUCCUCAACUCAGUAUCCAGAUGUCAAUCAUGCUAAGGUGAAAUUGCAAGGAAAGGAAGUUGGUGUUUAUGAAGCUCUGAAAAAUGACAGUUGGCUCAAGGGAGAAUUUAUUACGACUGUGCAACAGCGUGGUGCUGCUGUCAUCAAGGCUCGGAAACUGUCCAGUGCAAUGUCUGCUGCAAAAGCCAUCUCUGACCACAUCAGAGACAUCUGGUUUGGAACCCCAGAGGGAGAAUUUGUGUCCAUGGGUGUUAUCUCGGAUGGCAACUCCUAUGGUAUUCCUGAUGAUCUGCUCUACUCAUUCCCUGUUGUAAUCAAGAAUAAGACCUGGAAAUUUGUUGAAGGUCUCCCUAUUAAUGAUUUCUCACGUGAGAAGAUGGAUCUUACUGCAAAGGAACUGACAGAAGAAAAAGAAACUGCUUUUGAAUUUCUUUCCUCCGCAUGACUAGACAAUCAUUUUGAUUUCAUUAAAUGCCCCAAAACUGAGGAAUCUAAAUGUCGUCUUUGACUUUAGUACCAAAUAAUAAUGAUGUUAUAGUUAUACUUAAAUUACUUGUGAAAAACACCACAUUGUAAACAUUAUGUGCUUCUUGGUACAGAUUUGUGAAGGUCUCAUCAUGCUAUUAAUGCUGCAUUCUAAAUAAAAAUAUAUAUGCAAGUGAAA
Marmota flaviventris (yellow-bellied marmot) is the source of this 1329-nucleotide messenger RNA. It is a transcript of the gene Mdh1, whose product is annotated as malate dehydrogenase 1. Gene Ontology annotation, molecular function: L-malate dehydrogenase (NAD+) activity. NCBI's taxonomy places the organism in Eukaryota, Metazoa, Chordata, Mammalia, Rodentia, Sciuridae. Gene Ontology annotation, biological process: malate metabolic process. The record is from RefSeq and is a predicted model, not a curated record.